Camelina sativa (false flax) is the source of this 1241-nucleotide messenger RNA. RefSeq names its product F-box protein At3g08750-like. Gene Ontology annotation, molecular function: protein binding. The record is from RefSeq and is a predicted model, not a curated record. NCBI's taxonomy places the organism in Eukaryota, Viridiplantae, Streptophyta, Magnoliopsida, Brassicales, Brassicaceae.
UGAUACGAUUCAAAUCUUCACAGUAAGCAGCGUCGCAUGGCUUCCCCAAAGCGUUUGUUGUUGCCAUCGCUGCCACUCGAGAUGAUAGAAGAAAUACUUUACAGGACUCCCGCCGAAUCCUUGAUCAGAUUCAAAUCGACGUGCAAGAAAUGGUACGCUCUCAUCACCAGCGACAAAAGAUUCAUGUACAGUCACUUGGAUCGAUCUCCGGAACGGUUCAUAAGAGUAUAUGAUCGUCAGAUCAUGGAUCCGGUCAGUGGAACACUCUCAGUUGCAUUAAUCCCUGAGGAGUUCCGCGAGUCGUAUCCGAUAGAUUCUAUGGUUCACUGUGAUGGACUCUUGCUAUGUACGUGUGAAAAAUGGAAUUACAGAGAGUUAAAAUACGCAAAACUCGCAGUUUGGAACCCGGUUUUGAGGAAUAUGAAAUGGAUCGAACCGUCGGAUAUUUACCGGAUUACUGAUUACUUCGGGUUUGGAUACGACAAUACUGUAGGAUCUCGUGAUAACUACAAAAUCUUGAGGCUUGUUGUUGGUCCUUGGCGUAUUCGUAAAGAUGGUUAUUCAGAUCCAGAUUGUGAGAUCUAUGAGUUUAAGUCUGAUACGUGGAGAACGCUUGGUCGUAAGUUUGAUUGGGAGGUAGAUUUUAGUAAGUGCAACGGCGUGUCUGUGAUGGGUAAUAUGUAUUGGAUUGCUGUGAAGAAGGAGGAACAUUUCAUUGUAAGUUUUGAUUUCUCCGUUGAAACAUUCAAGGAGAUAUGCGUUUGUCCUUCUUCUUGGGUGACUCGAUUGGCCUGUUUCAAUGGAGAUAGACUCUCUUUGUUACUACAAGCUGAAGAAUCAACGGGGAUUGAGGUGUGGAUGACAAACAGUUUGACUGACGGGGUUGUUUCGUUUAGCCAUUAUUUCAAUGUAACUAGCCCUGAUCUCCCACCGUUACAUAUUCAUAGUGAAAUGGCUCGGCCAGGAUACUCCAUCGGCAAGCACAGGAAUAUAAUGCUGUGGUGUGAGGCAAGUGUACAAGAAGAAGAAGAAGAUGAAGAUGAUAAAUGGUAUAUUCGCAUCAAGUUUUACGAAUUUGAUCAAGGUGGGAUUACAAAGCAAAUCGAGACAGCAAGACAUAGACAGUAUGACUACUAUGAUCCGUUUAUUUGUAGCUAUGUUUAUGUGCCAAGUCUCAUUCCUAUUCCUUAACAGAGGAACAAGAGGUAGAGAUAUGAUGAGUGCUUUUUCGUGUUCUUAAA